This is a messenger RNA of Homo sapiens (human), 2312 nucleotides long. RefSeq names its product dipeptidase 1 (gene DPEP1). The transcript is spliced from 11 exons. Lineage: Eukaryota; Metazoa; Chordata; Mammalia; Primates; Hominidae. Gene Ontology annotation, cellular component: apical plasma membrane; microvillus membrane. Gene Ontology annotation, biological process: proteolysis; leukotriene metabolic process; antibiotic metabolic process. Gene Ontology annotation, molecular function: dipeptidase activity; metallodipeptidase activity; beta-lactamase activity. The record is from RefSeq and is a predicted model, not a curated record. Bases 301 to 1377 code for a protein of 358 amino acids.
AGAAUUCCAAAGCCAGCCUGGUCUCCAGCUCAGUGCGGUCCACACGCAGACCCUCCUUGGAUUUCGAAAGCCCGUGUGGCUUUGCCAGAGGACAUUCCAAUCCUCGAUUGUGGCUGGGGAUGGAGGGAGAUCAACCCAUCGCACUUACAGAUAAAGAAACUGAGGACGGAGUUUGUCCCAACUCCGGGGCCAGGGCAGAGUGGCUCCUCACAGCCUGAAGCUCAUCCUUCUGCACGGGCCAGCCAGGCCAGCACAGAGGCACCAGGGCAGCAGUGCACACAGGUCCCCGGGGACCCCACCAUGUGGAGCGGAUGGUGGCUGUGGCCCCUUGUGGCCGUCUGCACUGCAGACUUCUUUCGGGACGAGGCAGAGAGGAUCAUGAGGGACUCCCCUGUCAUUGAUGGGCACAAUGACCUCCCCUGGCAGCUGCUGGAUAUGUUCAACAACCGGCUGCAGGACGAGAGGGCCAACCUGACCACCUUGGCCGGCACACACACCAACAUCCCCAAGCUGAGGGCCGGCUUUGUGGGAGGCCAGUUCUGGUCCGUGUACACGCCCUGCGACACCCAGAACAAAGACGCCGUGCGGAGGACGCUGGAGCAGAUGGACGUGGUCCACCGCAUGUGCCGGAUGUACCCGGAGACCUUCCUGUAUGUCACCAGCAGUGCAGGCAUUCGGCAGGCCUUCCGGGAAGGGAAGGUGGCCAGCCUGAUCGGCGUGGAGGGCGGCCACUCCAUUGACAGCAGUUUGGGCGUCCUGCGGGCACUCUAUCAGCUGGGCAUGCGGUACCUGACCCUCACCCACAGCUGCAACACGCCCUGGGCUGACAACUGGCUGGUGGACACGGGAGACAGCGAGCCCCAGAGCCAAGGCUUGUCACCCUUUGGGCAGCGUGUGGUGAAGGAGCUGAACCGUCUGGGGGUCCUCAUCGACUUGGCUCACGUGUCUGUGGCCACCAUGAAGGCCACCCUGCAGCUGUCCAGAGCCCCGGUCAUCUUCAGCCACUCCUCGGCCUACAGCGUGUGCGCAAGCCGGCGCAACGUGCCUGACGACGUCCUGAGGCUGGUGAAACAGACAGACAGCCUGGUGAUGGUGAACUUCUACAACAAUUACAUUUCCUGCACCAACAAGGCCAACCUGUCCCAAGUGGCCGACCAUCUGGAUCACAUCAAGGAGGUGGCAGGAGCCAGAGCCGUGGGUUUUGGUGGGGACUUUGAUGGUGUUCCAAGGGUCCCUGAGGGGCUGGAGGACGUCUCCAAGUAUCCAGACCUGAUCGCUGAGCUGCUCAGGAGGAACUGGACGGAGGCGGAGGUCAAGGGCGCACUGGCUGACAACCUGCUGAGGGUCUUCGAGGCUGUGGAACAGCCUGGCUGCUGAUCAUCCAGGAUCCACUUAUCAAUAAUCAUCCUGUCUGUUCCCCUCCCAGCCUGGCGUUUUCCGUCUGGGAUUGGAGACUCGGGGGGUCCCUGGUGGGCUGCAAGGGUAUUAGGCCUAAUUUUAUUAACAGUAUUUGUAGGGUCCUACAGGGUCUGUAGGUUUUUCUCCUCGUGUACGGAGACGAGCGAUCAUAGAAAUAAAGACACAAGACAAAGAGAAGAAAAGACAGCUGGGCCCAGGGGACCACUACCACCUGGACGCGGAGACCGGUAGUGGCCCCGAAUGCCUGGCUGCACUGUUAUUUAUUGGAUACGAGGCAAAAGGGGCAGGGUCAGGAGUGUGAGCCAUCUCCAGUGAUUGAUAAGGUCACGCGAGUCACGUGUCCACUGGACAGGGGGCCCUUCCCUGUUUGGCAGCCGAGGCGGAGAGAGAGAGAGGACAGCUUACGCCAUUAUUUCUUCUAUGCAUUUCAAAGACUUUAGUACUUUCACUAAUUCUGCUACUGCUGUCUAGAAGGCAGAGCCAGGCGUACUGGGUGGAACAUGAAGGCGGACUGGGAGCGUGACCGCUGAAACACAGCAUCACAGGGAGACGGUUAGGCCUCCGGAGGGCUGCGGGGGGGGGUUGACUGAUGUCAGAUCUUCCACAAGAGAUGGUGGAGCAGAGUCUUUUCUAACGCGCCCCCGGGGAAAGGGAGAUUCCCUUUCCGGCUCUGCUAAGUAACGGGUGCCUUCCCCAGGCACUGACGUGACCGCUAGACCAAGGAGCCCUCUAGUGGCCCUGUCCGGGCGUAACGGGGGCUCACGCUCAUCUUGUGGUCGCUUCUCACGGUGCCCCUUCAGCUCCUGUCUCUGUAUGGCCUGGUUUGUCCUAGGUUAUAAUUGUAGAGCAAGGAUUAUUAUAAUAUUGGAAUAAAGAGUAAUGCCACAAACUGA